UGUGAGGCAGCUCUUGUCCCUUAUGUCUCUUUGUGGGGAACAGAACAGACUUCCCAGAGCACCACUGGAGACAAGACAGAGCUCUUGGGAGGACACCCCAGGUGCAGACCUCCCCGCUACCAUUUCCUCCACUACUGCCACUGGAUGCCAAAAUGAGCACAGGGAGAGGAGACACAGACCUACUCGAACUGGGGUAAAACAUCCAGAGGUCCAAAACAGGAGGUGGAACUUUAACAGCUGGACAAGCCAAGAGGUCAAUCUUGAGUUGAAGGCGACAUGAUCAGCUUGAUCAACAGCUUCAAAAUCAGCGCGGGACCGGAUCGCUGAGAAAAAGGUGGAGUCCUAAUUUGAGCUUUCAGUUUCUCUUUAGAAAAGUUUUGUUAAAGAAGAAUCAACAAAGUACUCUCUAUCUUUUGUAGCUAUUAAGGAUGAAAGCACCAUAUGAAAUUCAUACAAAGGACACAAAGAGGAUCAUUUAUCUUGUUUUUAAUCAUUUUUAUCCAUUUUCAGAGCACUUUCCAAAAUUGUCGUUUGUGGUAUGAAAUUGAGAUGCUCUUUAAAAAACAUCUUGAAGGGUCACGACUGUUCUCUUAAUUCAGCAGCCAGGCGUUUAUCUUAUUUCGCCAGCUCCUUCUGAGAGGGAGCUUUAAAGACUUCAUUGAUAGUGCUCUUGGGAAGCGGCUAAAAUUUCUUAUGUGAAGUCUUGAACCUUAACAGCUGUUGACUAGAGAGAGAGAGAGAGAGAGAGAGAGAGAGAGAGAGAGAGAGAGAGAGAAAGAGAGAGAGAGAGAAAGAGAGAAAAGUGCCACAUACAUAAGAAAAUGAUGUGUAGCUGUUCUCCAUGUGGGAAAAGUCUGUAUCUGGACUAACUUUGCGGUGGAGCGUUACGGAAAGAAGAAAUGUUCACAGGGUGGGGAGUGGUCAGUGGCCAGAACCAGUACCUGAUCAGAGAUGCUGUCAGGCCCCAUCCCGGACUAGAGGUGAACAGACCGAUCCACAUGGAGAAUGGGGUAACCCCGGGGACCUGCUCUGUCUACCAGGAUCAAACCUACAGCAAUGCUGGCCAGCCAGCAGUGGUUAGCAAUGUUCCCAGCCCACUAAAGCCAACACCACCACUACCAGUCCCUCCCCCUGCACUCAAAUUAGGGCAGGAAGGGUUUAAGAAAGUCUGCCGAACUGAGGAGGACAGCCCCUGUCCCUUUCCAGGACUGGCCUCUGGGGUGCUGGAGAUGCGCGUGAAGGAGGGGAGCAAGAUCCGCAACUUAAUGGGAUUUGCCAUGGCACGGAUGCAAGGAGAGAAGGGUGUAAGUGGGGGAGAUGUGAGUGGUGGUGGGCUCAGGCAGGUGGUCUUCACUGGGUCAGGCCGUGCGGUCACAAAGACCAUCACUUGUGCUGAGAUCAUGAAACGAAAAGUGGGCUCUCUGCACCAGCUGACCAAACUGCAGUACAAAGUGGUGAAAGAGGUGUGGGAGAGUAGUGAAGGGGGGACAUCGGAGAUGACGGUGCACAGGACUGUGCCCUCCAUCAGCAUCCUUCUUUCCAAAGACCCACUGGAUCCCCAGGAACCGGGCUAUCAGCCUCCAGAGACUCUCAGUGCAUUGUGGGAGGAGGGUGUCGAACCUGCCUCACAGACAGCAUGCAAGAGACCUCUUGGACCUUUGCCAUACAGCAGUUUCCCUCACCGUAAGAGAGUGUGUUUGGGGGAAGGAGUCUCAGUGCACCCUCCUCACUGACUUGCUGACUUGCUGGUGUCAAACAGUGGAGAGGAUUGAAUCAGAGGAGUUCAUUUGGCGCUGCCCUCCACUCAAGCACAACGCUGAGACAAUCAGAACACUCACUCAGACAGAACAGUGCUUUCUCAGAAGAACUGAGUACCAAUUUCAACCUCCAGAGGUCAGUUUGACUGGGACCUGAAAGCUUGCCUCUGUACAUACAGCAUUUAAGGGAUGUGUUUCUCGGCACGUCCAACAUAGUCCCUCACAACCACAUAAUUGUGAUGUGUGCUACCAUGCUAUAAAAUCUUUUAACAGAUUCACAUCCCAUUUCACACUGACAAAAGAAAAAGCCAUGAAUUGCACAGGAUCCAGAUUCCUGCUUGCAGUAAAGUACCUACAGCCUGUGGAUGAAAUCAUUUAUUAGCAUCAUGUUGCAAUCAUUUUUAUUCCUCCAUACUCUUACGUGUAGCCCUUAAAAAUGCACAAGGUAGACCCAACAAUAUACAAAAAAAAGUGUUUAAAGCCACUGAUGGUAUGACAAAUGCAAAACAUACCAAUUUUAUUUAUCUGAUUAUUAAUUCUCAUGAAAACUAAAUCAAAUAAAUUGUUUUUUUUCCACAAUGGAAAUUUUGUUUUGUAUUUCAUCUUUCUUACUCGCACAUCAUUGAAUUUGCAAAGCUCUGAUUGAACAGAAAAUCACAGUGUGCUGAUCUUUUGAUAAGAAUAACGGCGGUGAAAUUUGUCUGUAGAAAAAGCUGAUUAAAUGACAAAGCUGUUGAUAAGGCACAGCUCCUAAACCAACCCAGCCUGACAGAAAUGCCUAGGGCAGAAAUACGGGCCCAGAUUAUCAUUAAGAUAACAAUAUAACAUAACACAACACAGUGGAGAAAAGGAUUAAAACUAGGCUUGACAGAGCUUCACACCACACUGUUCCUGUAAAAUACAGAACCACGGCAACGCGCUAUACUCCUUCCCCUUUCAGCCAAUAGGCCUAACUACCCACCAGAUCUAUAGGAAAGAACAGUCUACCUCUUCCUCAGUUUCUGCCUUUACUAAAGC
Etheostoma cragini (Arkansas darter) is the source of this 2774-nucleotide messenger RNA. Its product is annotated as ribonuclease P protein subunit p25-like protein. Gene Ontology annotation, molecular function: RNA binding. The coding region runs from base 900 to 1733 and encodes 277 amino acids. Gene Ontology annotation, biological process: tRNA 5'-leader removal. The transcript has a single exon. NCBI's taxonomy places the organism in Eukaryota, Metazoa, Chordata, Actinopteri, Perciformes, Percidae. Gene Ontology annotation, cellular component: ribonuclease MRP complex. The record is from RefSeq and is a predicted model, not a curated record.